Gambusia affinis (western mosquitofish) is the source of this 1281-nucleotide messenger RNA. RefSeq names its product tripartite motif-containing protein 16-like. Gene Ontology annotation, molecular function: protein binding. The transcript has a single exon. NCBI's taxonomy places the organism in Eukaryota, Metazoa, Chordata, Actinopteri, Cyprinodontiformes, Poeciliidae. Bases 61 to 690 code for a protein of 209 amino acids. The record is from RefSeq and is a predicted model, not a curated record.
UCAGAGCUCAGAGAGAAACUACAGGACGUCCUGAGAGACUCAUGGACAAACAUCUCACUGAUGGUCACUAAAGUUGGUGUACUGCUGUCAGAACCAAGACCAGAACCAACAACCAGAGCUGAAUUCUUGAGAUAUUCAUGUGAAAUCACUCUGGAUCCAAACACAGCACAUGAAUAUCUGGUUCUGUCAGAGGGGAACAGGAAGGUGACAAAAACAUAUAAAUCUGUGUCUUCUAGUCACCCAGACAGAUUUACAGAAUGUGAACAAGUUCUGAGUAAAGAGAGUCUGACUGGGCGUUGUUACUGGGAGGUGGAGUGGACAGACAUAAAAACUACUGUAGCAGUCGCUUACAAGACCAUCAGAAGAAUAGGGAAAGGGAAUCAGUGUAGAUUUGGGUACAAUGACAGAUCUUGGGCAUUAGAUUGUUCCCAAAAUACCACGCAUUCAAGCUUAUUGAAGAGCGAGAAUUAUGAAUUUUUCCACAACAAUAGUAAAACUUCCAUCUUCGCUCCUGAUUCUUCCACAAUCGGAGUGUACCUGGAUCACAGAGCAGGUAUUCUGGCCUUCUACAGCGUCUCUGAAACCAUGACUCUGAUCCACAGAGUCCAGACCACAUUCACUCGGCCGCUGCAUGCUGGAGUUUUUCUGCAGUACUGUGGUGACACUGCUGAAUUCUGUCAACUUAAAUAGAAAAAACUAAGACCUUAAUGUGUGUGAUUACAGUGUACAAAAAGGUUUUUAUUUUAUCAAAGUAAAUGAUUAUCCUCUUAAAUGCAUAUUAUUAAAAGAAAAUUUAUUUUAAACUAUCAUAGCAGCAAAAACAGUAAAUAAAAUGACAAAAGAUUCCUCAGGUCGAAAUAGUGAGACUGAUUCUUUGAUCAUUCUUGAACACAUGUUGUUGAGUCACACAUAAGAGAACAUUUAUUGUCUUAUUGUUAACUUUAGCUGAUUGCAUGUCUUGAUUUUUGGGAGCAGAAACUCCAGAAUAAACUGUCAUGUUGCUUCACUGUUUAUCUGUGUUGGUGAUGGGACGCUGCCCCCUACAGGACAGCUGUGUUAAUGAGUCAAUGAUGGUAUUUUUAUGAAUUUGUAUUCUUGUUACUUAAAUCAUAAGUUAACCGUUUAUGUUUAAACCGAUAGAGUAGUUUCUGCCAAAUGAAUCAUUUUGUAACAUAUAAUCUCUAAUAGCCUUUUGUUCUGUUCUUUAGAUACCAGUUCUCUGUGUAAUACCAUGUUGGUAUUGUAAUUUGCAUAUAUGUGAACCAAAAUAAAAUGUGAACA